Molecule: messenger RNA, 3440 nt
Organism: Lycium barbarum (goji berry)
Lineage: Eukaryota; Viridiplantae; Streptophyta; Magnoliopsida; Solanales; Solanaceae
Exons: 8
Coding region: 359-3058 (899 amino acids)
Source: RefSeq, a predicted model, not a curated record
AAGCUUGUGCCAUAAAAGAAUUGAUGUGUCAUAAGAUAGCACUUACUCAUGAUCUCUUUACUUCAACUAAAAUAAAGGCAUUGCUUCCUUUAUGCACUCCAAAAAGUAGGACACAUUUAGCUGUUAUUAUCUGAUACUCACAUUGCAUAUUGUAUUAUAUUCAUUUUCUUUCUUCUUUCUUCUUUCUUUUUUCAACUUCCACCCCAAGCAAAGCAUCUGCAUUCUUCACUUACAGCCAAGAGGACAGCAUUAUCUCUAUUCUCAAAUCAGAAAAACGAAAUACAGAGUAAAGUGAAGCAGUCAGCUUUCUCAGAUCCCAAAGAAAGGCCAAACAAAUUCAUUUUCUGAUUUAACAAUCAUGUUCAAGUCUUCAAAAUGGAAAAAGGAGAAGAUCAAAGCUGUAUUCCAAAUGCAGUUUCAGGUAACACAGGUGCCUCCGCUAAAAGCGAAAAAACUGAUGAUUUCGCUAGUUCCGGCAGAUGCUGGAAAGCCGACAGUGAAACUAGGAAAAGCAGCAAUUGACGAAGGAACCUGUUCAUGGGAAAAUCCUAUUUACGAGACAGUGAAAUUAGUCAGGGAUCCAAAAACAGGAAAAUUUAGACAAAACAUUUACUACUUUUCUGUGGCAUCGGGAUCAUCAAAAUCAGGUUUUCUGGGAGAAGUUGGUCUCGAUUUUGCGGAUUUGGUAGAGGCAACUGAAACCUUAGUAGUAUCUCUACCACUAAUGCCAUUGGAGACUGGCGCAAUUUUGCAUGUCGCAGUACAGAAUAUGGAAGCAGCUCAUGAAACCAGUUUCAGGCGUACUGAAGAUAGUGAAAUCUCAAGGACUGAAUCACUAGAUCAAAGCUUUGAAACUGAACUGAGAAGCGACAGCCAUUACGGAAACGGACAUUGUACUACUGAAGAUGAAGAGUUGAAUGAAACAUUUGAUUAUUCCAAGCAAAAUAAUGUCCCACGGGAUCCUCAACCAAAAAACAGUCUUGUGAAUCAGUUCUAUCCACAAAAUGCAGUUAAUCCUCUAGAAAGACAUCUACACCAGAGAUCGUCCACAGAUUGCUCGCUUGGAUCUGAUUUAGAUGGGAGUUUGAUUGAUACAACACAAAGAUCAGAGGAGGACUUUCUGAGAGACACUGCCCAAGAAACUUCAAAUAACAGUUUUGAGUCCAUGAAAAAUAAGAUCAUCAUGCUCGAACGUCAGGUAGAAUUGUCAGAGAUAGAACUGCAGACACUCAGAAAGCAAAUUGUGAAAGAGACCAAAAGGGCACAGGAACAGUCAAGACAAAUUGUCAACCUAAAAGAGGAGAGAGAGAUCCUUAAAACCGAAUGUGAGAAACUUAAGCUGAGAUGUACAGAUGAGGUGGAUGCAGUAGUUUCAGAUAAUUCAAGAGCAGACGACAAAUAUUCGACAGCUCUAUUGGAAGAAAUUAGGCAUAAACUUCAGAAAGAGAAGAACUUAAAUAGCAAGUUGAUGCUGAAGUUGCAAAAGACAGAAGACUCUAAUUCUGAACUGAUUCUUACCAUAAGAGACCUCAACAAAAUGUUGGAUCAGAAAGAUAAGGACAAUUUGUAUCUUUCCGAAAAAGUUAGGUCCAAUAAGGAUUUGCUAGAGGCCGUUGCCGAGAGAACCCAUCUCAAGAUUGGUCAGAAUGAAGAUAGAAAAGCUAAGGAGCUUAAAAUUGCUGAUGUAUCUCAAGGAAUGAAGCAGACAAUUGAAAACUUACAGAAUGAAAUAGAGGUCUACAAGAAAGACUACAAUGAAAUGAAAGAACAGAUGGACCAGCUUGAAAGCCACUGCCAAGUGCUGGAGACAGAAAAUGACGAUAUUAAUCGUAACCUAGAGCAAUGUGAGCAGCAAAAGCUGAAAACACAACAAGAACACUCAGAAUCUUUAGGCACUGUAAAGCACUUUAAACUCCAGGUAGAGAGACUAGAGGAAGAAAUGAAAACACAAACAUUACAGUACUCAAAAUCAUUGGAUACGAUAAAUGAACUUGAAACACAGGUUUCAAUGCUGGAGAAAGAACUGGAAACGCAGUCACAGGAAUUUGAAGAACAUCUGGAAGCAGUCACCCAAGCUAAAGUUAAGCAGGAGCAGAGGGCCAUAAAAGCAGAGGAAGCAUUGAGAAGGGCAAGGUGGAGUAAUGCUAAGGCAGCUCAGAAACUUCAGGAAGAAUUAAAAAGGCUAUCAGAUGAAAUGACAUUGAAGAUUGAAGAGAAAGAAGAACUGGCCAAUGAUGCAGUAAUGGAAACAAAUGUUCUGCGUGAGGAGAACAAAAUUUUAGAGGAAUUACUGCAGAAAUCUGAAGAAGAACUUAAAUCAACAAAAGCUCACUAUGAAAGAGAAGUUCUUGAGCUCAAAGCUUUAUCAAUGAAGAAAGGAUAUGAUGCGGAACAAGUGGAAAAAUUGACUGCUGAAAUGGAGGUAGAACAAAUAUUGACCAUGCAAAAGGAAUGGAAGAGGGAGCUAGCUUCAGUGAGGAGGGAAGCAGAAAUGUUUCUGGAGGAAUUAAUUCCCUUGAGGACUAAAGUGGAUCAAAAGAAGAAAAUUGAAGAGACCUUACAAUCAGAAGUAGAGAAGCUCCACCUACAGAAUGACGAAAUGAGAUGCAGUACAAAUCAACUAAAGUUGGAGAAUGAGAACCUGAUGAAGCUGGUGCUCAAAUUGCAGGAACAGGAGAACGAAUCACCUGCUACUCAGGAUGGUAUUGUUGCUGGAGGAAGAAAAUGUAUUGGGGAGAACAUUCAUCACCAAGGGAAUGGCUUUACAGAAGGAAGAAUUGUGCAGAAUGGAUCCGGAAAGAAUGCUAAUAUAACAAGAAGAGAAGUUGACUCAGGCAGAGCUGCAGAAACGAUCAAUGGCCAGUCCCAAUAUAUACAUGAUCCAAAAGAAUUACGAGGUCAAGUAGAUUUAUUGACUGAGAGAAACAAACACAUGGAGCAUGAAUUGAAGGAAAUGCAAGAGAGAUAUUCAGAAAUAAGUCUCAAAUUUGCAGAGGUAGAAGGUGAAAGGCAACAACUUGUCAUGGCUUUGCGCAAUUUAAAAAAUGGAAAGAGGUAGCAGUUUUUUGACUGGUAUAUAAUUCACUCAUUAGAUUUGUGCGAGUCAACCUUCUGUAGAAGGUAAAUGAAGCAGUGGAGAAUAAGGUCUAAGCAAGAAGAUUCCCUGGCAACAAUAAGUUGCUUCAAUUCCUCAAACUUUUAACUUCGAGGUCAUAGACAAGCAACCUGUCAGAAUCUCUUGUGAUCAUGAUCUUCCAUUCAUUUUUGGGCAACAAAUUUGUCUACUUACUAGAUUAUUUGCAAUCAGUAUAUCCAGGUUUUAUUCCUUCUGUAAGAUACAUCAUAUCUGAAGAUCAGUUGAAUGUUCACAAAUUAUUCACAUCAAAGAAAUGUAAAAGAAUGUCAAUUUUCCUGUAAAUAGAAGAGAUCAUUUUGGGAUA